UUAUCGGGCAAGUGACUGUCAACAGUCACUUAAAACGGCCAUCUUCUCGGCCUCCUCGUAUAUAUCCGUUAACUCCAAGCUGAUGUGUUCUGGGCGUCAGCCAAUCACAAAACACUCUUCUAUGUUGUGACUCAUGAAGCAGACGGAAUCCUUUGUUUUUAUUGGCUGGGCAGCAAGACAAACACGGCAGUGUGUGAUCGGCUUCGAGACGGGGUGCAUCUAACGUUGAGUGCUCUCCACUCAUCUCGUCUCUGCAUACUACAGAAUGUCGAUCAGCCUCACUUCAUUUUACGGUCAAAACCGCAAAGUCAUUGUACCAACCAACCCUGCUGGUAGUGAUGAUGACCAAGAGCUUGACCUAUCUGCUGAUGAUGACGCUGACCCUGACUUCGAGCCUGUGCUAUCCCAGGAUUCUUCCAGUGAAGAUGAACUCAGGCCUAGCCACCAGCUCAAGCGUCAGAAAGCUUCUUCUCAAACAAGGAACCUUGCAAUAGCUGAUGUGGAAGAUGACUCUGGAGAGGAUGGAAGCGAUCAAGAAAACACCACUUCAGCUUCAUCACCGUCAUGGGAAAAAAAUGAUAUAUACCUACCCACCUCCUCUUCCCGAGAAGCCAUACCCACAGCCUGAUCAUAUCUCUACACCAUAUGAAUAUUUCCUGAAGCUUUUUCCCUUAGAAGUCAUAGAUCAUAUUGUUUACCAAACAAAUUUGUAUGUGAAACAAAUAGACAUAAACACGUCAUUUGCCACUAACAGGGAUGAAAUUAUGAACUUCAUAGGCAUACUCUUGUAUAUGGGAGUUUGUGAAUUACCAUCUUUGGAGGAUUACUGGGCAAAUGAGACAAGAGUCCCCCAAGUAGCUAAUGUGAUGUCAUCCAAACAAUUCA
This is a messenger RNA of Eriocheir sinensis (Chinese mitten crab), 885 nucleotides long. RefSeq lists its product as uncharacterized. The transcript has 3 exons. The coding region runs from base 266 to 628 and encodes 120 amino acids. Lineage: Eukaryota; Metazoa; Arthropoda; Malacostraca; Decapoda; Varunidae. The record is from RefSeq and is a predicted model, not a curated record.